This is a messenger RNA of Closterium sp. Naga37s-1, 885 nucleotides long. The record is from the annotation of a GenBank genome assembly. Lineage: Eukaryota; Viridiplantae; Streptophyta; Zygnematophyceae; Desmidiales; Closteriaceae.
AUGGCUCGGUCAAUCAUUUUAGCCGUCACGCUAGUCCUCGCAGCCGUCGUCUGCCUGUCGGCCGUCAGCGUUGACGGCGCUGCACCGCCGACAAAGACGCAGCUGCGCGCCGAGCUGAAGAAGCUAUCGGCGACGAUCACGAAGAAGUACCCCAAAUACGCCAAGUACUCGGCGCAAGUCAACAAGGUCAUCAAUGUUGCAUUGAACUCCAAGUACGAUUUCUCCGCGCUCAAGAACUCCACGCUCCUCCUGAUGAACGACGCCGUGGCUGACGCGCUAGCGAAGCGCUUCAAGGGCAAGAAGAUCUCCACCGAUACCGCCUACAACCUCACCGCCGUCCAGAUCAUCGCGACCCCGCGUCACUCGCUUAGCGCCCCUCUGUCCCCUCCUUUCCGCCCCUGCAUUCCCUCCUUUCCCCCCCUUGCUUCUCCUCCUUUCCCCCCUUACUUCCCCUCCUUCCCGCCCCCCCCGAUUCCCCUCCUUUCCGCCCCUGCUUCCCCUCCUUUCCCCCCCUUGCUUCCCCUCCUUUCCCCCCCUGCGUUCCCUCCUUUCCCCCCUUUGCUUCCCCUCCUUUCCGCCCCUGCAUUCCCUCCUUUUCCCCCCCUUGCUUCCCCUCCUUUUCCCCCCCUUGCUUCCCCUCCUCCCCCCCCCCCCCUGAUUCCCCUCCUUUCCGCCCCUGCAUUCCCUCCUUUCCCCCCCUUGCUUCCCCUCCUUUCCCCCCCUUGCUUCUCCUCCUUUCCCCCUUUGCUUCCCCUCCGUUCCCCCCCUGCAUUCCCUCCUUUUCCCCCCCUUGCUUCCCCUCCUUUCCCCCCCUUGCUUCUCCUCCUUUCCCCCACUGCAUCCCUCCUUUCCCCCCUGCUAGCACAUCGUUCCCGCCUGACUUGA